AUUCAAGGAGGCGUUCUCGCUAUUUGACAAGGAUGGCGACGGCACCAUCACCACCAAGGAGCUUGGAACAGUCAUGAGAUCACUGGGUCAGAAUCCCACCGAGGCUGAGCUGCAGGACAUGAUCAAUGAGGUCGAUGCUGAUGGUAACGGCACCAUCGACUUCCCUGAGUUCUUGACGAUGAUGGCGCGUAAGAUGAAAGACACAGACAGUGAGGAGGAGAUCAGGGAAGCCUUCAGAGUCUUUGACAAGGAUGGAAACGGUUUCAUCAGUGCUACUGAGCUCCGUCACGUGAUGACCAAUCUUGGUGAGAAGCUGACAGAUGAAGAGGUUGAUGAGAUGAUCCGAGAAGCAGACAUUGAUGGAGACGGCCAAGUCAAUUAUGAAGGUAUCACUGUAAAUGGACUUUCAUUGUUUAUGUUAUUUUCAAUUAUCUUUAUGCAGGCAGAUCAACUAACAGAAGAACAGAUUGCAGAGUUCAAGGAGGCGUUCUCGCUAUUCGACAAGGAUGGCGACGGCACCAUCACCACCAAGGAGCUUGGAACAGUCAUGAGAUCACUGGGUCAGAAUCCCACCGAGGCUGAGCUGCAGGACAUGAUCAAUGAGGUCGAUGCUGAUGGUAACGGUACUAUCGACUUCCCAGAGUUCUUGACGAUGAUGGCGCGUAAGAUGAAAGACACAGACAGUGAGGAGGAGAUCAGGGAAGCCUUCAGAGUCUUUGACAAGGAUGGAAACGGUUUCAUCAGUGCUGCUGAGCUCCGUCAUGUGAUGACCAAUCUUGGUGAGAAGCUGACAGAUGAAGAGGUUGAUGAGAUGAUCCGAGAAGCAGACAUCGAUGGAGACGGCCAAGUCAACUAUGAAGAAUUCGUCUCAAUGAUGACAGCCAAGUGAGUUUCUUUCAGCCAUCGCAGUUGGCGGCAUGUGCCUCGAUUUGUAGCAAGUAUUUCAACGGCUGGACAUACGUGGUUUUAUGCGUUUUUUGUUUGUUUGUAAAAAAAAAGAACAUGAUUCCGAAAAUGGGGCUUUCCUUUGUCAGCUCUCCACGAAAGUAUUUGCUCUUACAGAUGGAUUUAUUAGUUCACCCGUAUAAAGACCUCUUUCAAUUUAUAGGCCCUUUUUAAAGUGAGUUUUAAAUGCAAAUCCGCUCUUCUGUGAAAAAUGGACCAAUUAUUGUGCAAAACCGUUUUUACAUAGACGAGUUGUAUAGAACAUUUCAGACAACUAAAAACCGUGUGUAAAUCCAAACAAUUGAUUUCCUCAGACAAAAAAUGUGCACAUGAUUUUCAAGUCAAAACACCUUUCUAAUCUUUAAAGCAUCCAUCACUUUAUAUUAUUAUAAAACCUUGAAGUACAGUACUGUUAGCUCACCUAUACUUUUUCCGAUAAUUUUAACAAUGAUUCCUUUUUUAACCCGAUCUCGAUGUUUUGGCUCAAUGUUUUGGGGCCUAGAAAGACAAUUUCUGCCAAAAUGUAGUUGUUGCUUUAAUCCAUAUUACGUAGCAUUAAUAGUAUGUGUCCUUUUCUUUAACAUUCCUUUAUUUGUGUCCCAACUAAACUGCAUGAGAAUCAAUGAAUCAGUUGCAUUUAAUCGGGUUUUAUAAAUCAAAAUAUGUUCCUAAAGAUGUACAGAAUGUGAAUAUUCGAAUACAAUGAAACCGAAUACUUAGAUUAUGUGCCACUAAUCAUUUUGGUUAAGGACCAGCCUCCCCAGAGCUGCCGAAACAAACAAUAUUUUGCUUCACCAAUAAUUUACUGAGCUGAUCACGGUUGCUAAGCAAAAUACUACGUCAGUUGUAUUCAGGUAUUCCCCUGACGUUUUGCUUUUAAAAAACAUCAACAGAAGUUGCUUGCAUUCCUCUAUUAAAAGAUCUUUGAGAUUUGAGAUUUGAAAAAAAAUAAUAAGACUAACUGUAAAUCAUGUUGCAUACCACCGCCAAAAAGAAAUUGACAGUGUACUUAAUGCAGUUCUAAUGUUUACAAAUCUAUGUUGUAGAAUCUUUAUUGAUGUUUAGAAGAAGAACAAAAUGAAAGUAAAUUUGGUAAGCGAUCGUCAGACUGAAGUUUGUGAUUGAUUUGAGAUGUGUAUAUGUGGAAUUUGAUUGUUGCAAUUCAUAGUAAAGGAAAGCCGUUUAUCUUUGAUAACACACACAUCACAGGCCC
Molecule: messenger RNA, 2158 nt
Organism: Asterias rubens (European starfish)
Lineage: Eukaryota; Metazoa; Echinodermata; Asteroidea; Forcipulatida; Asteriidae
Product: calmodulin-A-like
Exons: 8
Coding region: 74-889 (271 amino acids)
Molecular function (GO): enzyme regulator activity; calcium ion binding
Source: RefSeq, a predicted model, not a curated record